Messenger RNA from Theileria equi strain WA, 1899 nucleotides. RefSeq lists its product as hypothetical. Lineage: Eukaryota; Apicomplexa; Aconoidasida; Piroplasmida; Theileriidae. The transcript is spliced from 7 exons. The coding region runs from base 1 to 1899 and encodes 632 amino acids. The record is from RefSeq and is a predicted model, not a curated record.
AUGAACAAUUUAAAGUCGCUAAGAAUCAUAAAUGAAAAAGGUGCCACCAUAGUAUACAAACCAGAAUUAUCGAGAUUUUUUUACACAUAUACGGUCUCAGUUUACCCGAAUUUUAGUAGAAACUUUCAAAUCGAAGCUCAGUGCGAAUAUGGAAAGUCAAAAAUUGGAGGCAUAGAUAAUAUAAAAUCAGCAAUUUCACCAAACAAAGAUCAGCAGAAGAUUGUGAUCAUUUGCCCAAACUAUUUGAAAGACAUUGCAUCAACUGUUUAUACCAUAAACUUUAUUCACUCAGCCGACCUAAGAAUUCCAUAUCCAAAACUUGAAAUUCCGGUAUAUGGUGGAUUUAAUUUGGAACUCAAAAGGGAAGAUGUAGAUGCUGACAGAAUCAUUUCUGGAGGAAACAUUCCAAGGUUUGCAGCCAUCAAAGUUUUAUUUGAUCAAAACUACCGCUAUCUUAUUCCAUAUUCUUUUUUUCAUCACGAUUAUCCAUCUACAAAGGAAGAUUACUAUGAAAUUAAAAAGGGAACAUUGACACCAGUAAUAGAUUUCAAGAAGGGAUUAACUUUAUAUGGGAUCAGUGAAAAAGGUAUCAUUAAAUUCAGCAUUUCGGAACAGGGCUCAAACAAAUGGAUGUUUGUAGAGCUGUACAAUUUACUGAUAAGAAUCUUUGUCAAAAUCUCAAAAUUUAAUUUGCUGACAACAUAUGGCAUCCAGCUAUUUGCAGAGUAUAAAUUUGGAAUUAUCUUUGACUCAAUGCCAAUUAUAGGACACUACCUUUCGUAUCUCUCUGAAACGAUUUGCUCAUCUGAAUACACGGCAUCACAUGCAAUAAAAAGGGUCUGUAAUGAUAGUCUAUUUUGGCCAAUUUAUAUGCUGGAUGAGGACUCUAAAAAUCUAUUUUCUAUUUCCGAUGUAAUGAUUCAUUUAUCAAUUUUGCUAUUGAUUAAAGCGGUAAAUAAAAAGGAUGACCCGGGUGCUAAAGGAAAACAAAUAUGGAUAUCACGCAAAAAAUGUAUGGCAGCAUGCGCUGCAGAUAUCUUCAUAUUUUCUUGGUCGGCCAAUACAAUUUCACUUUUUUAUGCUCUAUUUAUGAAGGACUAUACUGUAACCAGUUUACAUGUACGUUUCGUAAAUGAAGCCAAAAAUAAAAGACGUUGGAUUGGCAGCUAUAUACGUUGCAAAAAUUUCAUUAUACCCUUUUUGCUUGUAUUGAUAUUAGCUGGAAAUAUUUUACUGAUACACUACUCUGUAAAUUCACUCUUUAAUAUAGCAAAGAGAAUACUAAAUCAGGAGAUCGUAUGGCUAUGGAAUAAUGAAGAUGACAAAGUUUUACCGGAGAGUAGAUUAAAUGAAGAUAUGUGGUCAUUUAAGUUUUUAAAAAGGGAUAAAGGCGGAGGAUUUUGGAUGGAGAGGCGACCUAAAUUAUUAUCAACAGAAUUUUUACCAACAAAAACAUCAAGCAUGUUUUGUUUCUUAAAACGGGAAUAUGCCAUAAUCUCUGCAAAUUUGUAUGAUUUUGAUAUUUUUGAGCAAGAAAUACCAAAACAUAACAACAGAUACAAUGGAAGAUAUUCCUCGUAUAAUUCUCAUUUAAAUGUUUUAGAAGUAUCCAGUGGAAUCGAAAAUAUUGCAAAAGGCCACAUUGGACAGGAUACACAAAUCGACGAACACGCUGAAAUCUUUGGAAAUACAAAACUAUCCCUUGAGAAGAACAAGAUUGAAAUAACAAAAGAACAGAUUGAAUAUACUAUUGGGUAUAUUGAGUCCAAAUACAUGACAUACUUUCUAACUCCUCGUUUACUCAGUAAACUUUGUGAAAGUGGAUAUGACAUAUCCAGGAAUGAAAUGCACACAGAGUCACAUAUAAUUAUAAAGGCAAAUCAACUAUUGGUAUUUUAA